This is a messenger RNA of Gossypium raimondii (Peruvian cotton), 1870 nucleotides long. Its product is annotated as CBL-interacting serine/threonine-protein kinase 3. Gene Ontology annotation, molecular function: protein kinase activity; ATP binding. Gene Ontology annotation, biological process: signal transduction; protein phosphorylation. The transcript has 15 exons. The record is from RefSeq and is a predicted model, not a curated record. NCBI's taxonomy places the organism in Eukaryota, Viridiplantae, Streptophyta, Magnoliopsida, Malvales, Malvaceae. The coding region runs from base 297 to 1619 and encodes 440 amino acids.
UAAUGAUCAUUCUUUCAAUCAUAUACGAAUAAAUAAUUAUUCUUUUAUUAUUUAAUUGCUAUAUAUACUACUUAGAAUUCUAUACUUUCUAGUUUGUAGUGCCGUAAUCGAAUUUGCUUUGAAGCUUGUACAUUUUCGUACAAAAGAGAUUGGAGUUUUGACUGUUGGUUGAUGGUUCUUGACCCUUAUAGGCCUCAGCUCAGCCUUUCUGAUAUCAAUUCAACCGCCAAAUUUAUUUUGCUUUUCUGGGAACAGGUUUUCAGAGCUUGCAAAAGUGAAGUAAAGAUAUAAGAGAAAUGAGUCAAUCUAAAAUUAAGCGGCGCGUGGGUAAAUAUGAGAUAGGAAGGACAAUUGGGGAAGGAACAUUUGCUAAAGUGAAGUUUGCAAGAAAUACAGAGACUGGAGAACCUGUGGCACUUAAGAUCCUUGAUAAAGAGAAGGUUCUCAAGCACAAGAUGGCUGAACAGAUCAAGAGGGAAAUAGCAACAAUGAAGUUGAUAAAGCAUCCAAAUGUUGUCCGUUUAUACGAGAUAAUGGGAAGCAAGACAAAGAUAUUUAUUGUUUUGGAGUAUGUCACCGGGGGAGAGCUCUUUGACAAAAUUGUAAACAACGGAAGGAUGAGAGAAGAUGAGGCACGGAGAUAUUUCCACCAGCUCAUUAAUGUUGUUGAUUACUGCCAUAGCAGAGGCGUCUACCAUAGGGAUCUUAAGCCUGAAAAUUUGCUGUUGGAUGCAUAUGGUAACCUCAAAGUUUCUGACUUUGGGUUGAGUGCACUAUCUAAGCAAGUCAGGGAUGAUGGUCUCCUUCACACUACCUGUGGAACACCAAAUUACGUUGCUCCUGAGGUCCUUGAUGAUGGAGGCUAUGAUGGAGCUACUGCAGACCUGUGGUCGUGUGGAGUGAUACUCUUUGUGCUGCUUGCAGGUUACUUGCCUUUCGAUGAUUCUAAUCUUAUGAACCUGUACAAAAAGAUUUCAGCAGCUGAAUUCACUUGCCCCCCUUGGUUAUCUUUUAGUGCAAUGAAAUUGAUAACUCAAAUCCUGGAUCCAAACCCGAUGACUCGCAUUACUAUUCCUGAAAUUUUGAAAGAUGAAUGGUUUAAAAAGGGUUACAAGCCUCCUGUGUUCAAGGAGAAAGACGAUACGAAUUUAGACGAUGUAGAAGCUGUUUUUAAAGAUUAUGAAGAGCACCAUGUAACAGAACAGAGAGACGAACAACCAACAGCUAUGAAUGCAUUUGAGUUAAUUUCUAUGUCAAAAGGGUUAAACCUUGGGAACCUGUUUGAUGCAGAAGAGGGAUUUAAGAGAGAAACAAGGUUUACAUCUAAAUGUCCUGCUAAUGAGAUCAUCCAUAAGAUCGAAGAAGCUGCAAAGCCUCUCGGGUUUGAUGUCCACAAGAAAAACUACAAGAUGAGACUCCAGAAUUUGAAAGCAGGAAGAAAAGGAAACCUUAAUGUCGCCACUGAGAUAUUUCAAGUGGCACCUAGUUUACAUAUGGUUGAGGUCCGAAAAGCAAAGGGGGACACAUUGGAAUUCAAUACGUUCUACAAAAGCCUUUCGACCUGUCUGGAAGAUGUUGUCUGGAAAACGGAGGAGGACAUGAAAGAAGUGCACGUUUGAGUUGACCCAUGUUUCCAAGUUGAAUGAAAAUUGUGGAUGGUUUUGUUGUUGUUUGUUGAAUGUUGAAUGUUGUUUUUGGCCCAAUAUAUCUUCAUUCUUUUCUAGGAUUAAACAGCCAUGGUGGUUCUAGUUGUUUUCCAUGUUAUUAGUUAUUGGAAAGCAUGGAUAAUUCCCAUGGAAUGUGGUGGUUGUAUUUACCCUUUAAAAUGUUAAUGAUGAUUAAAUGUUUCAUGAUAUUUGCCAAGAAAAAA